Messenger RNA from Ilex paraguariensis (yerba mate), 409 nucleotides. The record is from the annotation of a GenBank genome assembly. NCBI's taxonomy places the organism in Eukaryota, Viridiplantae, Streptophyta, Magnoliopsida, Aquifoliales, Aquifoliaceae.
AUGGAGAGGAGGAUUAGAAUUUGGAAUUUCUCUGUCCGGAAAACUUGAUCAUCUAAUUCUCUCAGCUGGCUUAUACUUAUCAAAGGUGAUGUGUACGACUUACAUCCAAGAAAGAACAGAGUUGAUCGAAGCCUUACACAAGGAUAGAAAGCUAUCUGACCUUCCCAAGAUUACUCAGCCCACAUUAAUCAUCUGGGGAGAACAUGAUCAGAUAUUCCCCCUCGAAUUGGCACACAGAUUGAAAAGGCAUUUGGGUGAAAAUGCAGAACUUGUGAUUAUAAAGAAAGCAGGACAUGCAAUCAACAUGGAGAAGCCCAAAAAGUUGUACAAACACUUGAAGUCAUUCCUUAUCAAUCCUCUUCCUCUGCCUAGGCAUGAAAAUAAUGGCAAUAGCCACAAGGAAGACUGA